Sesamum indicum (sesame) is the source of this 2152-nucleotide messenger RNA. It is a transcript of the gene BDG1, whose product is annotated as alpha/beta-Hydrolases superfamily protein. Lineage: Eukaryota; Viridiplantae; Streptophyta; Magnoliopsida; Lamiales; Pedaliaceae. The record is from RefSeq and is a predicted model, not a curated record.
AUGCUAUAUAGUCUCUAUUUAUAUGGACAAAGAUGUGGAGCAAGAAAGCAGAUACACAUACUUUAUUGCGAAUGGGUCUAAAUUCUUGGGAAAAACUUGUAUAAAUCUUCUACCCAGGAGGUUCAACCACCACCAACUUUUUUUCCCCUUGCCCAGCAAACUGAUUUUAAUGCAACACUGAAUUCAUUUAUAUUUUACAUGGUGUAUACGUGUCUGAAAAUGUCCCCUUUCUCUUCCCACUUCUCUCUGAUCCUCUCCACAGAAUUUUAGUUAGAAGCCAGCAGUCUCACACUGUCCCCAUUUGCAUUUGUGGGCUACAUUUCAUUUAUCCCAUUCGCGCCUGGAAAAGGGAUCGACACCCGAUUUUCCAUUUCUUCUUCUUUCCUUUUAUGGUCGUGUGGGAGCGCAUGCAUUCUUGCUGAAAACCCCCACACAGACUCAGAAAGAAGAGAAGAAUAAAGAACAUUUUGGUGAUCGUGGGCUCAUUUGUUUUCCCGUGGAGGAAAAAAGGAAUGGGAGUUAAGGAGAGAAUCAAAUCAGGGUUCGCAAUGGCAGGCAGAUUCUUGAACGAAAUCUUGAGUUUCCUAGUGUUCACUCUGCUAGACCUCCUGGAUAUUGUUUUGUGCUAUGUUUACAAGAUUGCGGAUUUUUUGAUCGAAGCAGAAUGGAAGCCGUGCUAUUGUCCGUCAGGGAAAGAUGCAAUAGCCAGCAGCGGCAAGAUCUUGGUUUCGGAGCUGGGGGAGUCGAAAAUCGUCCGGGUAAGUUCCAGCAGAUUGCAGCUGGAAGAAAUCUCAGACACUCUCUACUCGCGCCCCUCGCUGGUGUCUGAGGUCUCGGAAUCUUCUAUCAUACGUGCGUCGCAGAAGAGACGUAAGAGCCGACGGGCCGACGUUCAUUCCACGUUCACCGUUAAUUCGACCAUCAUCGAGAUGCUGCAAGGCAGGAUCGGGGGGCAGCAAACGCUUCCUAUUCCUAGAUGGUCGGAUUGCGAUUGCAAAACUUGCACAUCUUGGACUUCGUCUAGCAAAGAAACUCUCUUCGUCAAAGUUGAUGGAGCUAGAGACAACGUGCGAGAAGACGUAGUGUUCAUACACGGAUUCAUAUCAUCGUCGGCUUUCUGGACCGAGACCCUCUACCCAAACUUCUCCAAGUCAGCAAAAUCCAAGUACAGGUUUCUAGCAGUGGAUCUGCUUGGUUUUGGGAGGAGCCCGAAGCCAACUGACUCACUAUACACAUUGCGGGAGCAUGUGGACAUGAUCGAGAGGUCUGUUCUUGAGGCGUACAAAGUGAAAUCUUUCCACAUCGUGGCUCAUUCGCUGGGUUGCAUUUUGGCCCUGGCCCUCGCAGUGAAGCAUCCAGGCUCAGUCAAGUCCCUAACACUACUUGCACCGCCGUAUUUUCCAACUCCAAAAGGAGAACAAGCCACACAAUAUAUGAUGAGAAGAGUGGCGCCGAGGCGCGUGUGGCCGGCGAUCGCGUUUGGCGCGUCAAUCGCUUGCUGGUAUGAGCACAUAAGCCGGACCAUCUGCCUAGUGAUAUGCAAGAACCACCGCCUGUGGGAGUUUCUCGCCAAACUGCUCACCAGAAACAGGAUGCGGACGUACUUGAUGGAGGGGUUUUUCCUACACACACACAACGCUGCGUGGCACACUCUCCACAACAUCAUCUGUGGAACCGCAGGCAAAAUCGAGGGCUAUUUGGAGGAAGUUAAGACCCGACUCAAAUGCGACAUCACAAUAUUUCACGGUAGAGACGACGAGCUGAUCCCAGUUGAGUGCAGUUACAACGUGCAGUCCAGAAUCCCUCGGGCGCACGUCAAGGUGUUCGAGAAGAAAGAUCACAUCACCAUAGUUGUCGGACGGCAGAAGGCGUUUGCGCGGGAACUUGAGGGGAUUUGGAAGAAUGCAAGUGCUUAAUUAAUUAAUAAUAUUUAUCUAUAUAUAUAUAUUAAUUAAUCGAAUUAAAAAAAAAAGAUAAGAAAAGAAUUCUCCAAAAUGACCUUGAAGAGAGGUGUAUCUGAUCAACGUUAAUUAGGGGUUGAAAGGGAAAGGAAAUAUUAAUUAGCAUUAUUGUAUGUGAUGGUAAUAUAUUUGUAUGGCCUUGUGAAAUGUAUCAUUAUUAUUACUAGUUAUAAAUGUUGACGUGUGUGUUA